GGAUUUCAAUUUAAUUUGUCAAAACUCAAGUCCGAAAUCAUAAUAAUAAUAAAUAAUAAUAUGCACUCAGUAUUUUAUUAUGCGAAAUAACUUAAUUUCCUAUAAAACAUAAAUAUUAUGCCUUAUAAUCGCGCUACCUCGUUGUUGCGACGGUUAUCUUUAAAUGAUAGUAAGCUGAAGAAUUUUGGUACUACGCAUAAUAAUAAAGAAAUAUUUUUACCAAAUCACAUCUGUAAUCAAAGGGAUUUCUGCUGGACUAUAAGGAUAUCAACAUUGUUCAAUAAUAAUUUAAACCCACCAAACAAUUUAAGAGGACUUUGUGAUAAUAUUAUUAAAAUGUCAGCUCCAACUGCGGAACUAAACCUUCCAGAUAAGCCAAAAUUCACAAAUAAACUAGGAAAUGAAAAAUCUCCAUACUUAUUACAGCAUGCUAAUAACCCUGUAAAUUGGUAUCCUUGGUGCCAAGAAGCUCUUGAUAAAGCAAAACAACAAAAUAAGCUUAUUUUUCUCUCUGUUGGCUACUCUACAUGUCAUUGGUGCCAUGUGAUGGAAAAAGAGUCUUUUGAAAAUGAAGAUAUAGCUAAAAUAAUGAAUGAUAAUUUCAUAAAUAUUAAGCUUGAUCGUGAAGAAAGGCCAGAUCUUGAUCGUCUUUACAUGCUUUUUGUUAUGGCCACAACAGGCUCAGGGGGUUGGCCUAUGAGUGUUUUUUUGACACCAGAACUUAAACCAAUUAAAGGCGGCACUUAUUAUCCACCUGAAGAUCGCUUUGGUUAUCCAGGUUUUAAAACACUCUUACGUAUAAUGGCAAAUAAAUGGAGGCAAAACAGUAAAAUGUUAAUGGACAUGGGUGAUAGUGUAAUAGAACACAUAAAGAAUGCAACAAAACUAGAUAUUAAUACUUCCCUACCUGGUGAAGCAACAUGGAUGAGGUGUGUAGAGAAAUAUAUUUCUAUGUAUGAGCCUGAGUUUGGUGGAUUUGGCACAGCACCAAAAUUUCCCCAUGUACCAGCAUUCAACUUUCUCUUUCAUUAUUAUGCUAGAGACAAAUAUGACCCAAAAGGUAAAGAGUGCUUAAAUAUGUGCCUUCACACUUUAACUAAAAUGGCUAAAGGUGGUAUUCAUGAUCAUAUUUCUAGUGGAUUUUCAAGAUAUUCUACUGAUAACCACUGGCAAGUGCCUCAUUUUGAGAAAAUGUUGUAUGAUCAAGCUCAAUUAGCUGUUGCAUAUACUGAUGCCUAUCUUGCCACAAAAGAUGAGUUCUUUGCAGAUGUUGUUCGUGAUAUCAUUAAGUAUGUCAACACCGAUCUAAGGCAUGAGCAUGGUGGUUAUUACAGUGCUGAAGAUGCAGACUCUUACCCAUCCUUUGGUGCACAACAUAAAGAUGAAGGAGCUUUCUAUGUCUGGGAGUACGAUGAACUAAAAAAUCUACUCUCGGACAAAUUAAUUGCAGAUAAUUCAUAUUUGGACAUAUUUUGUCAUUACUACAACGUGGAAGAGGAUGGAAAUGUUUCUCCAGAUGUAGGGAACAAAGGAGAGUUUGAUAAUAAAAAUGUUCUUAUUGUAUAUGGAGGUGAGGAAGACACAAUGGAAAAAUUUGGCUUGACGAAAGUGCAAUUUAGGAAUGUUAUAUCAACUUGUCGAGAAAUACUCUAUGAAGUCCAACAGAAAAGACCAAGACCUCAUUUGGAUACUAAAUUAAUAUGUUCUUGGAAUGGGUUAAUGAUAUCUGGGUUGGCAAGAGCUGGUCAGGGCUUAGAAGAUAAGAGUUAUGUGGAUGAUGCUAUAAAAACUGCAAAUUUUAUUAAACAGAACUUUUAUUGCAUGGAAAGCAAAAGUCUAUUACAUUCUUGUUAUAAAGAAGAAGAUGGAAGCAUCACUUGUGGAGAAGUGCCAAUAAAAGGAUUUUUGGACGAUUAUGCGUUCCUUAUCCGCGGUUUGCUUGAUUUAUAUGAAGCAUCUCUCGAUAUGGAAUGGCUGAAGUGGGCAAGGGAUUUGCAGCAGAAACAAAACGAUUUAUUCUGGGACUCCGAUGUUGGUGGAUACUACACAUGCUCCGAUGAAGAUGAUAGUGUUAUAAUAAGAUUAAAAGAAGAUCAGGAUAGUGCAGAGCCGGCAGGUAACAGUGUGGCCUGUCACAAUUUGUUACGGCUUGCGGUAUACGCGGACAAGAGUCCGGCGCCGGAGGGCGGCCAGAAGGAACGGGAUAUGGCAAAGAAAUUGCUUUUGGCUUUUUCACAACGACUGAAUGAUACGCCUAACGCCCUGCCUGAGAUGGUAUCCGCGUUGAUGCUGUAUAAUGAUUCUCCAACUCAGGUGUUGAUAUCAGGUCGACGUUCAGACCCCCGUACGUUGGAGUUAGUGCGUGUUGUGCGUUCGCGUCUGUUGCCGGGCCGCGUGCUCGCUCUCAACGAUCCCAAUGAAACACCAGCAGUGUUGAGUCGCAGUCGCAACGUGGACGUGCCUUGCGCGUACGUUUGCCGACGUUACGCGUGCUCCUUGCCUGUCACCGACGUCAAACAACUCGAGACCUUACUUGACGAACCCGCAAUGCUACAAUAAUCCCUUUAUUUUCCGGCUAUCUCCAUAUGUAAGUCAUUGAAAAUGACUGCUCAAUAUUAGUCCUUUUAAAAUAUACUUCUGGACUGGACAAACCGAGAUUUAUAUAUGUAAAGUUUUUGGUAAAAUCUGCUGUGUCAAAUCAAAAGUCGUAAAAAGUUUGACUCCUAGUUUUAGAAAUCUCAAAUUUGGAGUGGUGUUAGUAUUUUGCAGCUUGUUAAUUCUUAACUAAACGUUUAAUUAAUUAGCUUUAUAUCUAAGGAAAUUCUAGUCUAUGCUGCUGAUAACUGUACUUUUCUAUCGCUUCACGUAAAUAUUAACGAAUAAUUUAAUCGUGAAUAUUUCGAGUAAUCUAUUAAAUAGUCAAUUAUAGUAUUAAUGUUUUUCUUUAUUUAUUUGUUACCCUGCAAUGCAGCGUCUAAUUCAGUUUUGCGAACAUUAAUAAUACUGCGAGAGAAAAUAUUAUAUAAUAGAGCGGGUAUUACACAACCAGAACAAUUUUUGUUUUCUGAUGAAAAUAAUUAGUGUUUAGUGUCAUAAAAAAUGUUAUUCGGUAGUCUGGAACAUAGAUUAUAGUAUAGGAGUUUUUGCAAUGUCCGCUUUAUACUUUUUUUUACUUUCUAAUGCUAAUUGGUGCUUACGGUAGUGUUAAAUAAUAGAAAAGAUCUGUUAUUAAUAUUUUCUUUUUUACCAGUGAAAAGAUGGCCACCAAGUGGAAACGAUAGGUCUGAAUUUGUGAUAGAAUAUAGUAAAUUAUUAUGUAUUGUUAUUUUUAAUUAAAAUUAAUAAAGUUAUUACCA
Messenger RNA from Pieris napi, 3356 nucleotides. Its product is annotated as spermatogenesis-associated protein 20. Lineage: Eukaryota; Metazoa; Arthropoda; Insecta; Lepidoptera; Pieridae. The transcript has 6 exons. Bases 118 to 2559 code for a protein of 813 amino acids. The record is from RefSeq and is a predicted model, not a curated record. Gene Ontology annotation, biological process: carbohydrate metabolic process.